This is a messenger RNA of Colletotrichum lupini, 318 nucleotides long. RefSeq lists its product as uncharacterized. Lineage: Eukaryota; Fungi; Ascomycota; Sordariomycetes; Glomerellales; Glomerellaceae. The transcript has 3 exons. The record is from RefSeq and is a predicted model, not a curated record. The coding region runs from base 1 to 318 and encodes 105 amino acids.
AUGGGGCAUACAGAAACGACGCCAUGCGUUAAGAUUCUCGAGUGGGCUGCUCGACAGCUGCAUGAUAAGUUCCAACAGCUGGAAAAUGGUAACUCAUUAAGCCUUACCACGAUUGUCUGUAUCUGCGGAAUUUUGACUUGUUCCGAACAUGUACAAAGCAAUGACAAGAGUUGGUUGUGCAAAAGUACCACAAAAGUGCCAAUUAUCACUUACUCUAGAAAGGACGGGAAGCGGAGGAUUCGGUUUACUGGGAUCCUGACAAGCCUGUGGCAGUAUCACACUGCAUACUGUCACGCAAAGAGAGCGCAAAUAACAUGA